This is a messenger RNA of Ilyonectria robusta, 1095 nucleotides long. RefSeq names its product RTA1 like protein-domain-containing protein. NCBI's taxonomy places the organism in Eukaryota, Fungi, Ascomycota, Sordariomycetes, Hypocreales, Nectriaceae. The record is from RefSeq and is a predicted model, not a curated record. The transcript has 2 exons. Gene Ontology annotation, cellular component: membrane. Bases 1 to 1095 code for a protein of 364 amino acids.
AUGGCAACAAUCGACAAUUUAUUUGGCUAUGAUGCCAACAAAAUACUCCCGGCCAUCACAGCCGCGCUGAUUGGCAUAUCUCUGCUGGGCCAUACCUAUCAGAACCAACACUACAAAUUUUGGAGGGUUACCUUCUUUAUGUUCUACGCUGGCCUCUUCUACACCAUCGGAUGGGUAGUGCGGUGCAUUUCGAUCCAGUACCCCGGAAAUCUGGCCCUCUUCAUGAUCCAGAGCAUCUUCAUCUACCUCGGUCCUCCCAUCUACUCUGCGGCCGAGUACAACACUCUCGGUCGAUUGAUGCAUUACUUGCCAAUGCAUGCCUUCAUCAACCCGAACCGAAUCGUCUACAUCUUUGUCUUUUUAGGCUCUAUUGUGGAGAUGCUCACGGCCAUUGGUGGCUCUUGGAUGGCAGCUGCGCAAGGCAAGGAUGAUGUAGCGCUCAUGAAAGAUGGAGCUACAUUAAUGGCCGUCGCUGUGGUUCUUCAGGGUGUGGUGGAACUCGGUUUCAUAACCAUGACCGGCAUUCUACAUCACCGUUGCGUGCGUUCCAAGAUGCUGCCUCGGAACGUACGUACCAUGUUCAUCAUGCUUUACGGCACAUCGAUUCUCAUCACCAUACGCUGCGUCUUCCGAGCCGUCGAGACCUUCCAGCUCCGAUCCUUGGUGAGCGGAGGCGGCGACAAGAGUGGUCUGCUUCUCAAACAUGAGUGGCCACUCUACGUGUUCGAGACGUUACCAGUUUUACUCUACACCUACUGGCUCAACAUUAUUCACCCGGGAAGAUUUAUCCCCAACGACCCCAAGCAGUAUUUGGACUUUGAUGGCAAGACCGAGCGUAUGGGUCCUGGCUGGAUUCACAACCGGCCUUGGUUCAUGUUUGUUUUGGACCCAUUUGACUUUGUUGGCAUGUUGACAAUGGUCAAACGAGACAAGUUCUACCUUGAACCAGAGCGAUGGCCUGAGGUGGAGGUGUGCUUUGCUCAGGGACGAGGCUCAAACAGUGGCGCAGCUAAGAGUCAACGAGCUGACGAUAACACGGAUGGCGCGGGUGCGAAAUAUGUGCCAGAGGUUCCCCUUCUUGACCGCCGGGCGUAA